UUUCAUGAGUCGUGGAUACUUAUCCCACGGCUUUCACCCGACUGGGACAAGCACAAGAGAGGCGUUCGUUGCCAAGUCAUUAUUUGCGUUUGUGUGUAGCACGUACUACUAGUUCAUGAUGUUGCAACCCGUUAAUUUUACUACUGGAGGCUACCAGGCUGUCACCACCAUCCUCGGUAUCGUUGCCUUCACAGGUGGUCUCGUCUAUCUCAUCAGUGCUCUUGUCGACAGCCGCAAGGUCUUUCAGAGAUUCAACCGCGCCCCUUCGUUCAGCCACCAGCAGCAGGCCGAGAAACCAUCCGUGAAGACUGAGGAAGGGCCAAGUUAUGUGAACUCGUUUCCGCCAUCCCAGCGAGCCACACUAGCCCAGCUGGGACCCCAAUAUGCCAACGUCACUGAGGUCGACCUGGCCGCAUCUCGGAAGCCCAUCCUGAAGCUGGACGCCGACUACCGCACCGCAGACCCCGAAGAAUUCAACUUCAGCGGCUUCAGUGUCGCCGAUAUCAAGUCCCUCGGUGACUUCCCCGACUACGCGACGCUCUCUGGCGUUCCUUUGCCAUCGCCUCUGAAGAACUUUGACAUUGACAAAGCCGUCCCGCGUCCGUAUCGGCCGUUCAGAUGGGCUUACCACCAGACCAUGUCGUUGUCAAAGAUGGACACGGACUUCUGGAUCGAGCUUGAAAACACGUACAGGGACCGCAUCGCCGAGCGCCGGGAUCUCUACGCCAAGAACGGCGAGGGUGUCCUCGCAGCCUUGCCGGGCUCCGAGCUAGCCUGCAAAGAGCUUGUGGAGAUGGUCUUCCAGUUCAUCUGCGCGCGGUACCCCAACCAGUUCCAGCGCGACGGCAGCGUGCUGGUCAACAAGAUAUUGGGGACCACGACCGACCUCUCGGAGAUCGAGCCACCGAUUGCGCUGCUGGACAACGUGCCCGAGGACUUUGGCAUCAUGAUCCGCGAUCCCGAAACCGGGCGCUACGUGCUGCGGGCCGGCGUGGUAUGCUCGUCCGUCGGCUGGAAGAUCAGUGAAAAGAUGGGCCUGGGACUCCCCGGCAUACACAAGGCCGUCCCGGACUACAAGGAGAAGAUGGAGUUCAGCAUGGACCGAUUCUUCACCAAGAUGACGACGAACAAGCCGAUUCAGAGGGGGUCGUGGGGCCUCGAGAUGGGCCAGCCUCUGUUUCUGCCGUCUGAACACCCCGGGUUCGCCCAUCGCGAGUGCCAGAACCCCGAUCUGAGGCCAGAGGACGUCUACCUGCGCGUCGACUGGCAGACCCUCCGCCGCCUCCCGCUGUCUGGCGCCGUCGUCUUCAACUUCAAGGCCCUGUUUACCCCGCUGACGGACUUCAAAGAUGAACCGUACAUUCCUUCCUUGGUGCUCAAGGUUCUCAACGAAGGCAAGGAAAACAUCAUCAAGUACAAGGGAACAUGGCAUGUGGAGCACGUGGCGAAGCCGGCGUUGAGGGCGUACGAGGAGUACCAGGUCGAAAACGGCCUCAUUGAGAGGGACUGGGACGUACAUACCUUGCCCGAGGCUCCCUUUUUCAGGGGAUGGGAGAGAAAGUGGACUGUGGAGUGAAGAGGAAAGGUCAUCCAACGUAGUUGAGUUGUACAACGUAAUAAGAGGAGGCCUGUUAUAAGGGAAACCGUGCCAAUCC
Colletotrichum destructivum is the source of this 1655-nucleotide messenger RNA. RefSeq names its product Putative hem-dependent oxidative N-demethylase, alpha subunit. NCBI's taxonomy places the organism in Eukaryota, Fungi, Ascomycota, Sordariomycetes, Glomerellales, Glomerellaceae. The coding region runs from base 116 to 1576 and encodes 486 amino acids. The transcript has 3 exons. The record is from RefSeq and is a predicted model, not a curated record.